UGUCUUGAGCCCGGCCGUUCUCGGAGGUUUUGCCGAAAUCCUUUGGGCGCCUGGGCCCUUCAGAUUUGCCGGUUUCGGGCCGAGUUGGCUGCCGGGCUCCAAUGAGCGGCGGGGCUGUUUUCCGUGGAAUCUUCUAGUAUGGAACAUGAGACUGAAAAUAAUAGCUCAGAAUGUUCCUGAAGAAGAAAGUGUUUCCUUUGAGGUAGAAAUGGAAGGAUUUACAAGAGAGGGUCCCUGCUUCCCCAUUUUAGGUGACAAUUGGGACUGUGAGAACCAGGAAAGAAAUUCAAGGCAGUCUCCUUUAAUUGAUGAGAAAACAGAGGCUCAGGAAGCAAAUUGUGACCAUCAUAAUUUGGGGGAACAUUUGAGUACAAACUCAGCCCUUCUAGCAUCUCAGAGAGUUCCUACAACAAACAGCUUCCAUGUUCCUAACUCAGAUAUUAAAACUUUUGAUUGUGACCAAACCUUACAUAGUUGCCCCCAGAAUUAUACAUUUAAGGGAACUGGUGAUGAUGAUGCUUGUGAAAAAGCCAUCCAUCCUUCCAUGGAAGUCACUCAACUUGUAAGAAACCAAACGAGAGAUAAACCCUAUAAAUACGCAGAAAGUAUUAAAUCUAUAAACCACUUUACCACUGCCCUUUGUGAUAAAAAAAUUAAAAAAAGAAGCAAGAAAUUUUACAAAGGUAAAGACUUUGGGGACAUCUUGGCCUUGAGCUCAUCUCUUAAUGAAAAAAGAAGUCAUUCUACUGAGAAACCCUAUAAAUGUGCUGAAUGUGACAAAUGCUUCAAACGGAACUCUUCUCUUGUUUUACACCAUCGAACUCACACUGGUGAGAAACCUUAUACCUGUAAUGAUUGUGGAAAAUCAUUCUCCAAGAACUACAACUUGAUUGUACAUCGAAGGAUUCAUACAGGAGAGAAACCCUAUAAAUGCAGUAAGUGUGGGAAAGCUUUCAGUGAUGGAUCAGCUCUGACACAACACCAGAGGAUUCACACAGGUGAGAAGCCUUAUGCAUGUCUAGAUUGUGGAAAAACUUUCAACAGAAAUUCAUCCCUGAUUUUGCAUCAAAGAACUCAUACAGGGGAAAAACCGUACAGAUGUAAUGAAUGUGGGAAACCCUUCACUGACAUCUCUCACCUUACUGUGCAUCUCAGAAUCCACACUGGUGAGAAGCCUUAUGAGUGUAGCAGGUGUGGAAAGGCUUUCCGAGAUGGCUCAUACCUCACUCAGCAUGAGAGGACACACACUGGAGAGAAGCCUUUUGAAUGUGUAGAGUGUGGAAAAUCCUUCAAUCGCAACUCUCACCUCAUUGUGCAUCAGAAAAUUCAUUCUGGGGAGAAACCCUACGAGUGUAAAGAGUGUGGGAAAACUUUCAUUGAGAGUGCAUAUCUCAUCAGGCAUCAGAGGAUUCACACUGGUGAGAAGCCUUAUGGUUGUAACCAGUGUCGUAAACUCUUCAGGAACAUCGCUGGACUUAUCCGGCACCAGAGAAUUCAUACUGGUGAAAGGCCUUAUGAGUGUAAUCAGUGUGGUAAAGCUUUUAGGGAUAGCUCCUGUCUGACCAAACACCAGAGGAUUCACACUAAGGAGACUCCGUACCAGUGUCUGAAGUGUGGAAAGUCCUUCAGGCAGAACACUCACCUGGUAGUACAUCAGAGACUUCAUAACAGAGAGGGUCCCAGCCAGUGUCCUCACUGUGGAAAAAUAUUUAGAAGGAGCUGGUGUCUUGCCCGACAUCAGAGAACACACCUUGAAGAGCAGCCCACGGAAACAUAGUGGACAUGUGCCAUACUCUUCUUGAGUGAACAAAGGAUUUGUCUUCAGAUGUGACUUCCCUUGCUAACAGAAAAGAAUUCUUUAUAAAAAUAUUGAAUAUGACAUAUUCUAUAAUUGCAUUAUACUGUUAUUAGGGAACUCCUGAAGAGAGGAUCGAAUGGUAAUCAAUAUAGUAAAGGCUUCAGGGAUGAUUCAGCCUAUACCAAACAUGUAAUUCAUACACUGAAAUAAGUGAGGAAGGCAUUUUCUUAGAGAUACCCCUCUAUCUUUACAACAGGAUACUGAAAUUGGAAAGAACCUGUGAAUUCAUUCAGUAGGUAACCAGUAGGAGACAUUUUUAAUAGUAUCAUCUUAUUGUAUACAAGCAAAUGCUUAUUAGAGUCAAAGUUUGUAAGUGUUAUUUGGAAGCAACACUUUUGUCAGGAGUUUUUACUGUCCACAAAGGCAUAGUGGUGGGAUGUCUCACACAAUGCCCUACAAACCACCACAGGAUGUAGCAGGGUUUGCUGUUUGAAUGCACUUCUGUUUUAUGGUGCUGCCAAAACACAGAUGACUCAUUUAAUGAGGUGAAACUGGAUAUAGGAGUUGCUUGUGAUUGAGAUGAAGUUGUCCCUCUUCAGACUAAAAUAUUCUUCAUGAUGGAAAGGGCUGCUUCUAAGAAAUAGGAUCCAUUGCUAUAGGUGUUGAACAAGAAAAUACUGAAUUGUAUUUCAGUUAUCACCUGCCUUCACCGUUGUUGAUCAUUUUGGAUACUAAUUUGUGUAGAAUUCAGGUCCUUUGAAGCAAAAUCCAAAGGUUUCAUUGCCAUCCUAAAAAUACUUAGAUCAUUGCAAAAGAAGGCAUAAAAGUAGAUUUAUUAUUACAAUCAUGUAAACAUGUUCAUAUUUGGCUGUAGGUUAGCAGUGGAUGAUGGUGUUAAGUGGUUUCUUAGGAGACUACAAUUGUGUUCUUUUUCCCUUUUAUUUAUGCUUUUUUUUACAUAAUAAUUUGGUAAUGUAUAUAAAAGUGAAGCUAAAGGAAACAAAUUUGGAGUUUUCUUGGAUCUUCGCCAGUGAAUAGAGGCCAAAGAUACUGUCAGACAUCCUAUAAAGGCUAGAUUAUGGCUACAGGAAGCCAUAAGCAGCUCCAGGUGUAUAUUGACAGACACUUCUUUGGAAUCAGAGCAUCCCAAAGCCUAGAAUAAUUUCUUUUAGAAUUUUGGAUAUAAAGAUUAUGGCAUUGUGGAGGGAGAGGUAUAAGAGUCUAAGGAUAGGGAAGAGAAAGUUACAGAAAAAUCUAGAAUAAUCCUAGCAUGUCCUUGCUUAGGGUAGUGUUAGCUGACUGAAAGCUAGACAGUUUUGUUGAAAGCUUCAAAGGCCUCUGAUUCCUCCUGGAAAUUUUGACUUGAUCCUGUCUUCUAUCUUUUGAUUCCUGUGGAGAGAGAAUCAUAAGUCUAUUUUGAGAUGAUUAAGGCUGUUGAGUAGGUUUGUAAGGAAGUUUAGACAACUUAGUCUUCUGUAUGCAUGCCCUUGACAGCAGGAUGGUUAUCAGAUGAUGGGGAUGGAGAGAUAGUGGUAGAGAGUGCUUGUUAUUCUUCCAGAAGACCUGGGUUCGGUUCUAAGCACUUGUAUGAUGGGAAGGUACUGGUGCCUAGUGGGUAGAGGCCAAAGAUACUGUUAGACAUCCUACAAAAGUAGCCCUUGGAACAGUUAUUUCAGAAUAUUAAGAAUACUGUGAUUGGGAUGCACACACAUGCACAGACAGAGCACACAAUCAUUUGUAACUUGCAGAUUGUCUCUAUAAUGUUAUGUGUCUGAAUAAGGCAUUAGCAAACACCUAGUGGACUGUCUGUAUCACUUAAGGCCAAGCACUUUGGUGUCUGUUACUCUCAAGUAAAACAUGCAUGUACCAUUAGUGUUAGUAGUGUCCCUGCUUCUUGAUCCUACAUCUCAGAUUCUGGAACAGGAAAUCUUCACUAAGCCUGCUGUGGCCUGAGGGAAGCACCUCAAGGAAGAGGCAUCCACUCUGAAGUUGUAGUGAGUCCACAUGGGGUUUGUGUGAGUGUGAAUUCUUUCCCCUUGUUCUUUUCUAAAAUUAGUUUUCUCAGAUCAGGAAAAACUGCCGUCAUGAAAAUAACUACUGUGUAGAAGAUGGACACUUUUGACUAAAGAGGGAAAGGUGAGAUUUGAACUGGGAGAGUUCCAGAUGACUUCCAGUACAGCCUGGACAAUUUUUGGUGGUAGGCCAGAAUGGUUAGGGAAAAAGACAAGAGAGUAUACUGGAAUAUCAGGAUGAGUACCAUUUAAUCACACAGCCCUUAAAUAGGUAGAGAACUUGGGCUAGAAUCAGAUGGAGAAGUGAAGGUAGAAUAUUUAAAGAAUAAACAU
Molecule: messenger RNA, 4143 nt
Organism: Rattus rattus (black rat)
Lineage: Eukaryota; Metazoa; Chordata; Mammalia; Rodentia; Muridae
Gene: Znf329
Product: zinc finger protein 329
Exons: 2
Coding region: 146-1777 (543 amino acids)
Biological process (GO): negative regulation of transcription by RNA polymerase II
Molecular function (GO): DNA-binding transcription repressor activity, RNA polymerase II-specific
Source: RefSeq, a predicted model, not a curated record